Penicillium nucicola is the source of this 213-nucleotide messenger RNA. RefSeq lists its product as uncharacterized. The transcript has a single exon. Bases 1 to 213 code for a protein of 70 amino acids. The record is from RefSeq and is a predicted model, not a curated record. Lineage: Eukaryota; Fungi; Ascomycota; Eurotiomycetes; Eurotiales; Aspergillaceae.
AUGGUUGAACGCUUUGAUGCCCUCACACAAACUGAAGGCUGGGCAAAUGCCCGAGACGUCGGAACUUUGACAAAGACGAUCUUUGAGAAGACAAUUGAGCGAUCCGGUGGACGAGAGAUGCAGUUGAGCCAAACAACGAUGCUUGAGGCCAUUGAUUCCAUGAUACUUGAACGGACCCGUCGAGCAAAUGUUCUAAAAAAGACCUCCACUUGA